Molecule: messenger RNA, 525 nt
Organism: Gongylonema pulchrum
Lineage: Eukaryota; Metazoa; Nematoda; Chromadorea; Rhabditida; Gongylonematidae
Source: the annotation of a GenBank genome assembly
AUGACCAGUAAAAUGACCGAUUCAGCCGAUACAACAUUUUUGGCUAAACUGUUUCCGGUCCGACUAUUACUUCUUCUUUCCGGCACCGCAACAUUAGGUCUAGUUAGUAGCUACGAGAAUUAUGAUAUCCUGGAUGGCGAUGUUAUUAAUCUUCCAAUUGGUAAAUUUCCGGAACCGGAAUGCAAAUAUCAUGUGCGCUAUCGGGAUCGCAAUGGUUCCGAGCUAAAAAGGCAAGUUGAAAUUGGCGAACCCGUUUACCAUCACUGGACGUGCAGCUAUGGCCAGCAGCAUACCAGCCUCUACUGUAUUUUAGUUAAUAACUGUACAGUUUCAAAUUCUCGACCACUGGUACCACCAAUUGCAAUUAUCGAUGAAUUCGGGUGCUCAUUGUUCCCGAGCAUUUUGCCUCACGUGGAAUAUAAUGGUGAUCUCGAAGGUGGUCUCAAAACAAGUGCAUUUUCGCUGGAUAUGGAUGAGGUAUCAUUUAUAGAAUUUUUGUCUCAUUCGGUUCUUGUAAUCAGCUAA